GGCAACAAUACCAAGAGUCAAAGCCAAGUGGCACGAACUGAUGCAGCGGAUGGUCGACACCUACGGGCAUUGAGCCUAUGGACCAAGAAGAGAAAGAGACUAACGUAGUGGGUUUAGGAAGGGGCAGGGUAGGUGUGGGAAUUGUGGGAAGGGCCCAAGUAUAUUCCACUAGGGCACCAGUUUUGCCAGGGUUAGCACUGGGCAUAUUGGUAGAUCAUCCCAUCAGCUGCCUGUGAAUCCCAGGAACGAUAAGGAGGGGUCCGAGUGAGGCAAUAUGGCUUUGUGUUGUGUUUUACUAUUUCCUAUUCCCCAUUGUUUUCUAAAUAAAUGCCCUUAAUCUUUCCUUAAUCUAUUCAAUGGUUUACUUUUGGCCUAUGAAGGCAGGCAGGCACGCACACACAGACACACAAUCAGGAGUUACAUUAUGACGAUCAAAUCUGAAAGGCACAGAUUGUAUUCCUGACCUCAUUUUGUACACCUCAGUGCCUCAUAAAUAAAAGGAAACAGACCGCCUGCUUCCUGUGAACUUCCCUCUGCCAGCUAAAGAUUACAGAUCAGCCCUUCCUAAUCCCAUUAUUAACGAUGCAGUUUACUGGCGAGUGAAAAAAAAUCCUUUUCAGGUCAGUGUUGUGACACGGCAGGCCGCAGAAGGAAAAAAAAAAAUCCUUCAGAAGUAAAGACGAAAGCCAGGAAAAUAAAAUAAAAUGUACGGGGUGAAUUCACUGAACCCUGACUUCUCGCAAGGAAUUUGCAACUCAGGAAAAUGGCACUUCCUCUUUCAGUGUGAGCUUCUCCCCGAGUCAGGCACUUCUACUUGUUAAAGGAGAGCCAUGCAGCGCCUGCUUCUGAUCGCCGCCUGUGUGACUUCUGUACCGUUAAACUGCUGUCAAGUCACUCAAGAACCCAACCAAGUGGAAGCAAAAGAAGGAAGCAGCAUCACUUUAGGGUGCGUCUUAUUAAAUGAGACUCCCCUGGGACCAGUCAGGUGGUACAAAGGGACCGGCAGUGGACGCCAACACUUCUUCUCCGGAGCCCCGAAAGGAAGUGAGAAGAAUGACCUCCGGGUACGGUGGGCUGUGGAAAACCCAAUGGUCAACUACAGCAUCUCAGUGAGGGACGUCAGAGUCAAUGACACCGGGGAGUAUUACUGUGAGAAGUUCAGGAAGGGAUGGGAGGACAAGCCAUACGCAUCGGGAACAGGCGUCAACCUGGUUGUGAGAGGCAAUCAGAAUUCGAGCAGAGAAGAUGCCAAAGAUAAACUUUCAUUUAUCCCACACAUAUCUGUGGCCGUCUGCAUCUGCGUGAUUCUGGCUGGAGUCCUAAUCCAUUAUUGUUUCUUAAGAGCUCAGGGAAAGAACAUCUCCACUCGCUACAGACGGUAUUGUCUGAGGACACAGUCAGACAUCAACUUGAGUAAUCAGAAUGAAGAGGAUGCCUCUAUAAACACUCCUGUUCCCCAGAAAAGGAAUCGCAAAUUCCAUGAGGGCAAGAGCGACACCAGCAUAAUCUUACAGCCAGCCAAAGACCUCCAUCCCGAGAAGCUGGCCGUAGAGGAAAGCAAAAGGCACCAUCUUCAGCAACAGGGGGCACACCAAGUGAGCUAUGCCUGUCUGGACCACCUGCGACUGGAGCAGAGGAGGCGGGCGCAAUCAGCAGAGCCAACUUCACCAGUCAGCACAAGCACAGAAUAUGCCGUUGUGAACGUCCGGAAGGAGGCGCCUAAGGUGCAGCAAUUUGAACUGGUUUGUUAAGCAUAUUUAGUGGGACGUCCACUGAGAGUGCAGCAAUCUCCUACUUGAAAUGUCACCAAGACAUGCAGGAAGGCACAGGACUGAUGCCGAAUCAGCCUCACAGUUACUACUACUGCACAUUUAAAGCCAGCAGGCACACCACUUGCACUUCAGAACAGAUCAUCCACCUGCAGCUAAGCAUGGUUGGGCCCGGCUAGUAUUUCAAUGGGAGACCAUCUAGGACAAGGCUUGGGUUGCUGAUGGACAGAGGUGUUGGAGAGGACAACAGUGGGGCACCUACUCGGUGGUCUGAAUGUGUAUUCCAAUGCCCCAGUGCACUGACGGGGACACAGUGCUGUAAAUAUGGCGCCAUCCUACAGAUGAGACAUAAAACCAUUUGUGGUCAUAAAAGAUCCUUUGUAAAGAGUAGGGUCUGGCUAAAUUGCCCUUUAUGCCUGGUCAUUCUGGCCCCCUAAUCAUCUCCUGUCUCUAAUUGGCUAACUAUCUCUCUCACCACUUCACCACCUAAUAGCUCAUGUGUGGUGAGCAUACUGGCACAUAAAUAGCUGCCCUCGCAUAAUCCCGAUAAAUUCUGCGUAUUAGAGGUGGUUGAAGUGGCUCCGCACUCACUAUGUAAAGUGCUU
Erpetoichthys calabaricus (reedfish) is the source of this 2374-nucleotide messenger RNA. Its product is annotated as signal-regulatory protein delta-like. Gene Ontology annotation, cellular component: plasma membrane. The coding region runs from base 831 to 1751 and encodes 306 amino acids. The record is from RefSeq and is a predicted model, not a curated record. Lineage: Eukaryota; Metazoa; Chordata; Cladistia; Polypteriformes; Polypteridae. The transcript is spliced from 7 exons.